GUGCCGAGGCGGGCGGCUGCAGAGCGAGCCGGCUCCGGAGCGAGCGCACACGGCGCCCGGGACUCCCCCUCCCCGUCGCCGGUGCCGGUGCCGGUGCCGGUGCCGCUGCUGCCACCACCGCGGGUUGUCGCGCUCUUCUCUUCUUCUUCCUGUCGCCGCCACCGCCUCCUCCAUCUCCGCCACCUGGUCCACCUCUGCGGUCCCGCAGGGCAGGCGGUGCUUCGGCCCCCCACCGCGCCCCCUCCGGGGGAAGCCCUGGCCCUGCGGGCCGGGGGAUGGAGCUGGGGCGCGCGGGGAGGAGGCGGCUGCUUCCCGCGGGCCACUGAGCGGCCAUGAAGACCCUCAUCGCCGCCUACUCUGGGGUCCUACGCGGCACUGGCUCUAGCAUCCUCUCUGCACUACAGGACCUGUUCUCCAUCCCCUGGCUAAAUAAAUCUAAGGUUGAGAAACAGCUUCAGGUCAUCUCUGUGCUACAAUGGGUCCUUUCCUUCCUUGUCUUGGGAAUUACAUGCAGCCUCAUCUUCAUGUACAUUUUCUGCACAGACUGUUGGCUGAUUUCGGUACUGUAUUUCACAUGGCUGAUCUUUGAUUGGAACACCCCAAAGAAAGGUGGCCGGAGAUCAAAGUGGGUGAGAAAUUGGGCAGUGUGGCGGUAUUUCCGAGAUUAUUUUCCCAUCCGGCUGGUGAAGACUCACAACUUGCUAACAACCCGGAAUUACAUCUUUGGUUAUCACCCACAUGGUAUCAUGGGCCUGGGCGCCUUCUGCAACUUCAGCACUGAGGCCACAGAGGUUGGAAAGAAAUUUCCUGGCAUCCGGCCUUAUCUGGCAACUUUAGCUGGGAACUUCAGAGUCCCUGUGUUAAGAGAAUACUUAAUGUCUGGAGGUAUCUGCCCUGUCAAUCGUGACACCAUAGACUAUCUGCUUUCCAAGAAUGGGAGUGGCAAUGCUAUCAUCAUCGUGGUGGGGGGUGCUGCUGAGUCCUUGAAUUCCACACCAGGAAAGAAUGCUGUCACUCUGAAGAACCGGAAGGGCUUUGUGAAGCUGGCCCUGAGGCAUGGGGCUGACUUGGUUCCCAUCUAUUCCUUUGGAGAGAAUGAAGUUUACAAGCAAAUAAUCUUUGAAGAAGGUUCUUGGGGCCGAUGGGUCCAGAAGAAGUUCCAGAAAUACAUUGGCUUUGCUCCCUGCCUUUUCCACGGUCGGGGCUUCUUCUCCUCCAACACGUGGGGCCUAGUGCCGUACUCUAAGCCCAUCACCACAGUUGUGGGUGAACCCAUCACUAUCCCCAAACUAGAGCACCCAAGCCAGAAGGACAUCGACCUAUACCAUGGCAUGUACAUGGAGUCCCUGGUGAAACUUUUUGACAAGCACAAAACUAAGUUUGGUCUUCCUGAGACAGAAGUUCUGGAAGUGAACUGAGUGGACUAGGCUGGUGGCAGGCAGCCAGUGGCCUCCCCUUUGGGGGAAGAGUCAACCUCAAAUCAUUUUUCUACCAAGUUCUCAAGUGCUUUUUGUUCUGUAAAUUUGGAAGCCUCAUGGGUGUCUGUGGGUUAUUUUAAAAAAAAAUUAUAAUAACAAAAUAAUAAUUUUGUUAAAAUAUUACAAUCUUAGGUCUUUUUUAAGGAGAAAAGUGAAUGUAUCCAAACUCUGUUGCUGCUUCUAGUCCAUCCCACUCUGAAGAGCUGAAUUUUUUCCUGGUUUCUCCCUGUAUUUCUCAACCUGAUCCUUCCAUCAUCAACCCCUCCCCCCCCCCCCAAAAAAAAAAGUGACCUUCCUAUUAUGAGGAAGAGACCAGGACUGUAUUUUGAAAAUAUCCUGGAUAUGAAAUUAGAGGAAGCUGGAUUCAAAUCCAAGCUCUGCAGUUUACUUCCAGUCUUUUCUUGGGUAAGUCCCAUGUUGAGUAAAAUCAUUUUCCUCAUCAAUUAAAAUGAAGGGGUUAGAAAUCCAGCUUCUUUUCUAGCCUGAGGCUCUUAUUCUAUAAAACUUCACCCUUAAACCUAGGAAAAAAUUCCUACCACAUUAUUUUUAUCCUGUCCCCAGCCCUAGAGUAUACACAUUAAUGUAAAAUUGUCCCCUAACAACAUAUGAAAGUCCCUGCUAUUGUCUGAUCCUAAAUCAAGGAAAGUGAUGACCCUCUAAUGCAGUCCAGAUGCCACUGACCCUGAACUAUACUGAACAGGUGGGGUGGAUCUUUGUAUAAUUUUAUUAAACAAUGAACUAUCUUCCAAAGCUAGAGAUGGUAAUGUGUUGGAGAGGAAGUUAAAGGUGUUAUCUCUCUCCUUGUCAGUUUGGGGGAGUGGGACAGGAACGGGCCUGAAAACUACUUUCUCCUUUUCAAGAUUUUUUGCAUAGUCCUCACCUUCCCUCCCUCCCCAACCCUUUCUUUCACAUAGACUGGUGGAAAACAUACCCCAUUAAUGCUGUUGUCUCCUUCCCAUCUCACAUUCCCUUUUGCUAAAUAUUUCUCUUUCAACUCUGAAUGUCACAGGGAGUGAGGCCUGGCACAAAAUGCUCCUAACUUACUGCCUGGGGGGAGAAGGGGACCCUGGCCUUGUCAUUCCAUAGUUUCCAUUUCAUUAAGCCGAAGAUAGGAACAGAAAUAUAAUAUUGGGGUUCAUAAAGUCCUCCUUGGGCUGGAGAAAUGCAGGUCAUUUCCAUAAUAGGAGAAUGACCCAUGUGGCCUGAGUUGAAAAGAUCAUGAAAGGAAGUUGAAGAUGUGGAUGAGAGGCUCCAGGUAGAACUGACUCCUGGGGCCAAGCCAUGCCAUUGAUGACAGCAGAAGGGGACAGCCCCUCUCCCAUUUGUGUCUGAAGAGAGUGUUUCUCCAUUCCGGCCUGGCAUGUAGUGCCAUUUACCUGAAGGCCAACUGUCCAGAGUGACCCCAGACCUCACAUUUGUGUCAUUAGCCACCUGUGUGAUCUUGGGACUUCUUGGGUCUCAUUUUCCUGCUAUAAAACGAGGACUAUGGACUAUUUAACAUUGAAGUUCUCUUCCAGCAUCAGUCGCUAUGGUCCUCUCAUCCAUGUGCCUUUGCAGAGCGGGGGGACCAGAGAUGCCUUCUCACUUCCCAGCACCUUAUGGCAAAAUGAGCCUAUAGUAUGUAUAUGUUCUCUCUUCAUAUUUCUCAAAUCAUUGUACCAUAUCAGAACAUUUUGUACAAUUUAUAGGAAUAAACUUUGGUUGGGAUUAGUGUCUUG
Antechinus flavipes (yellow-footed antechinus) is the source of this 3196-nucleotide messenger RNA. It is a transcript of the gene DGAT2, whose product is annotated as diacylglycerol O-acyltransferase 2. The transcript is spliced from 8 exons. Gene Ontology annotation, biological process: triglyceride biosynthetic process. NCBI's taxonomy places the organism in Eukaryota, Metazoa, Chordata, Mammalia, Dasyuromorphia, Dasyuridae. The record is from RefSeq and is a predicted model, not a curated record. Gene Ontology annotation, molecular function: diacylglycerol O-acyltransferase activity. Bases 333 to 1418 code for a protein of 361 amino acids. Gene Ontology annotation, cellular component: endoplasmic reticulum membrane.